GCCCUUACAUCAGUCACACCUCAAGCAAGUGUACCAUCCGCAUCUUCUCGAACGCCGAUUCCUAGGACAUAUCCAAAUAAAAUGGAAUGUCUUUACCAAUGUGCCGUUGAGCAUGGCCUCGAUCCUGAGAAAUUUUCGAUCAUUACUGAGGCUGAUAAGAAAAGAUGGGCAGGUGAAUUCUUCUGCGGUAUCUUGGAGGUUGAUAUAUCGCGAAAGAAUGACGGUGAAGAGCUAUUGCAUUGUGAUAUUCUAAAGCACCGGUCAAGUACUGCAUGGCUUGAUGAUCUUAUGAAAGAAUGGGAAAAAACCCAUACCCAAUUUAUAUAA
Messenger RNA from Funneliformis caledonium, 327 nucleotides. The record is from the annotation of a GenBank genome assembly. Lineage: Eukaryota; Fungi; Glomeromycota; Glomeromycetes; Glomerales; Glomeraceae.